CAAACAGCUGACUAAACUUUAUGCUCAACGAACAUAAUACACAGCCGUAGAAAGAAAAUUUUAUCCAACUGGUAAAAUAAGCUCCAUAACUUCACUCAACGCUCGAACGCGCCGAAAUCCAUGUUGCUUGGAUUCGGAUAGCAUUUGUGGGAUAUGUCCAAAAUUCUUAUUAGUACUUUAAAUUCAAAUCAACUAUUUAAUGCUAUAAAACCGUUUGGUAACAUCUUUGAACAAGUUUGGCAUUUCCAGGCACAAUCGAUCAGCAGGUGGACAUUCGCAAACAAAAUGGGACGCCGGUGGGAGCGAGUGAAGAGUGAAGCGGAAACGAGUAUUGGAAACAGUAAAACUUUUACAUUGUUGUCAUACAACAUUCUUGCACAAGAUUUAUUAGCAGAACAUUUGCACCUUUACAUUGGCAUUGAGCCAUCAAUGUUGCGUUGGGAUCACAGACUUUUUCGUUUAAGGGAAGAGAUUCAGUAUGUAAAACCUGAUAUACUCUGCUUACAAGAAAUGCAGUUUAAUCAUUUAAAAAAUUUGGUCAAACACAUCAGCUUUAAACGAGAACUGGAAUAUGUAUUCAAGAAGAAAACGGGACACAGAACCGACGGUUGUGCAAUUAUAUAUGAUAAAAGUAAAUUUAGACUACUGUCAGAGCGUCCUGUUGAGUAUUAUACACAUGGUGAUGCAGUCUUAAAUCGCGACAAUAUUGCAUUACUAGCCAAAUUUGCGAUAAGAAAGGAACCACAAAAGAAAUUCAUUAUUGCCACAACGCACUUACUUUACAAUCCCAGACGGCAAGAUGUACGCAUCGCACAAGUGGAAAAACUAUUGGGGGCCAUACAGCAGUACUCUGCGGAAAAUGAGGGCAAAAAUAGCGCAUUUCUACCAGUAAUAUUAACAGGCGAUUUUAAUUUCGAACCCAAAACCAGACCAUAUCAAUUGUUAUGUGAACCAUGUAAAGCCAAACCAAUAUCUCAAAAUUUUGUUAAAUCUCCAAAUUUGGUAGCAGCAGAUAGCCAGCAACAAACCAGCAGAGAAUAUUAUUUAAAAGCACCAGAUGAAGAUGGAAAUGAACUGCAAAUGAUGCCACUGGAUUUUGGCAUACAAACUGCAUCAACGUUUCAAGAUCAAUGGAUCACAGUUGACUAUGUGCUGCAUUCUGUUGAUAAGAAUCGGAAAAAGAUGCAAAUACAAUCUGUCUAUGCGCUCCCAAAAAUAAAUGACUGUGUACGUACGGGCAGUAUACCCAAUAAGUAUCUAGGUUCGGACCACUACUCUUUAGGUAUAAAAUUCUCAGUACUUUAGCAUUGGACUUUACAUUGUUUCAAAAUAAAUAAAUUACCAUGUAAAAUAUGGAAACUAAA
Messenger RNA from Zeugodacus cucurbitae (melon fly), 1364 nucleotides. It is a transcript of the gene angel, whose product is annotated as protein angel. The transcript has a single exon. Gene Ontology annotation, molecular function: 3'-5'-RNA exonuclease activity. Lineage: Eukaryota; Metazoa; Arthropoda; Insecta; Diptera; Tephritidae. The record is from RefSeq and is a predicted model, not a curated record. Bases 154 to 1305 code for a protein of 383 amino acids.